This is a messenger RNA of Phymastichus coffea, 5606 nucleotides long. RefSeq names its product heterogeneous nuclear ribonucleoprotein U-like protein 2. Bases 341 to 3931 code for a protein of 1196 amino acids. The record is from RefSeq and is a predicted model, not a curated record. Lineage: Eukaryota; Metazoa; Arthropoda; Insecta; Hymenoptera; Eulophidae. The transcript is spliced from 14 exons. Gene Ontology annotation, molecular function: protein binding.
AGAAAGAGACGCAAGAACAUUGCGACCAAUUGCGUCAAGGGGUUGGAGCGAGAAGGGAAGAGGCGGCUGGCGUCAGUGGAGUUUGCUUCGGGGCUCGGCGGCACGAAGACGCCAUAUUGGCACGCGGUGAGCGAGUAUAGAGCGGCGACUGACGAACCGACAAGUGCGAGUAUCAGGGACCGCGAGUGCAACGGAGAAUAACCUCCGUCCAGACGAUAGCAGCCAACAGACAGAAGCUGCCGCAGACCCGCGCGGUUUUCAGUGAUCAAUUUAGUUUACUCGUAACGGCCAGUUGGCUUUUGCUUGUUGUCGUGAGCGCGCGUGCUAGCAGCGAGCGAGCAUGGAUCCGGCCAAGCUGAAGGUCGUGGAGCUACGGGCUGAGCUGAGUAAACGCGGCCUCGACACCAAGGGUAACAAGCCGGUGUUGGUCGAUCGAUUACGCCAGGCCCUCGACGAUGAAAAGACCGCUGGCGGACCUUCUGAGUCGCUAGUUGUUCCUACUCAAAAGCUAGAUCAAACUUCAGAAAGUGAAGAUGACACAGAAUGUUCAAAGCCACCACCUAGAACUCCCAGUAGAUCAUCUAGACAUACUUCAAGAGAGCCCACAACUCCUGCAAAAACUCCGACCAGAAGAAGUAGUUCUAGAUCUUCACUGAGCAGACAAUCACCUGCCAGAUCUACUGCAUCAGAAAUCCAUAUAGAAUCUGCCUUAGAACCUAUAGUUGAGGAAGAUAAGUCUUCACCCAAUAAGGAUGUUGCUCCUGCUGUCUUACCUCAGAAAUCAGUUGUAUCAGUUGAAUUAUCUAAAAAAGAUGAUGCACAAACUCUAAGCCCCAAAAAGGAUUCUGAUGAGCCAGCAGCUGCUCCCGAGAUUGUUUCUUCCCCCACAACACUUAAGCAACAGACUGUUAUUACGUCACCUAAGAAACAAGAACUUCAAACUACACCUAAAAAAGAACAGAAAGAAAUUGUAGAAAAUGAGUCCCCUAAGAAAAUUCAGUUGGAAGUUGUAAAAGAAGCUGAAAAACAUGUACCUGACCAAGCACAAGAAAUCACUCGACGCUCCAGUGAUGAAAUUCAAAAACUGGCUAAUGCUCAGAGUCCAAUCAAAACUGGAGCUCAGAGUCCAAUCAAAACUAGAGCUCAGAGCCCACCUAAGCAAUCUGUACCUCAAAGCCCAGGUAAACAGCAAACUGUGGUUCAAAGUCCAGUUAAGCAAGCUGCUGAAAGUCCUGUUAAAGAAAAAGCUCAAAGCCCUGUAAAGACACCAGUCAAGACUACAGAAUCUCCUGUCAAGGUGGAGGAGAAUCUUGCCAAGACACAGACACCAAUCAAGACUACUGAGAGUCCUAUCAAGACAGUGGAACUGACACCUGCCAAGACUACAGAGUGUCCUGACAAGACAGCAGAACAGACACCAGUGAAGACUGAUGAGAGUCCUGCUAAGACAGCAGAAGAGAUACCAGCCAAGACUACUGAAAGUAGUCUUGCCAAGGCACAGACACCAGUCAAAAUUGUCGAAAUUCCUGACAAGGCAAUAGCUCAAAAUCCAGUUAAACCAUCUAAUAAACAAAGUCCAUCACAUGAAACUGCAGUGAGUCCAAAUAAAAAACUGAAAGCUGAUUUAGCAGAACCAAUGCAAACAGAUAAAGUGGAAGUUAAAGACUCAAAGGAUAAAGCAGAUGCCCAAUCUAUGGAAGUAGAUCAAGUAAAUGAUGCUAAACCCAUGGAAACAGAUGGACAGCCAGAAGAGGAACAUGAGAAAAAAACAGAAGAUAGAAAGCGUAAAAGAUCGCCUAGUCCGCGUGAAGAAGCUCCGCGAGCUCCGCCAAUCGCAAGACCAGAGAAUGAACCAGUGUUUGAUGAAAAGUCAGUGUUAUUAUCGUGGUAUGACUCCGAUUUAAAUCUGGUGAUCAAUGCUUUGAAUUUUCUGUCGGCAUCACCAAUGCAAGGAGACGGUUUUAAUUUUAUGUGGGCUGGUGUGCGUGCCUCUCAUGGUUUUAACAAGGGCAAAAUUUACUAUGAAGCGAAAGUUACGUCUGAAUUUGAUAAUAUCUCAGCUGCAGCCGCUGCUAGUAAGGGUGACAAUAGUGGAGCCAUUCCCGCUGAUGAUGAGAAAAUACCUAGUAUUUUAAGACUUGGUUGGUCAAUAAUAGGCACAACCUUGCAAUUAGGUGAAGAGAAAUUUUCCUAUGGAUACGAUGGGUCAGGGAAAAAAUCGACAGACAAAGAAUUUACUGAAUACGGCAAGCCUUUUGCCAAAAAUGAUGUUAUCGGGUGUUACGCCGAUUUUGAAACCGACGAAAACGUGACAUUAAUUUACACGUUGAACGGGGAAACUCAAGGUCCAGCAUUUGUUGUGAAGAAGGACGAAUUGGAAGGUAAAGCUUUGUUCCCACACUUGCUGGGCAGAAAUUGUUCAUUUUCAGUAAACUUUGGGCAGGAAGAAAACUGGAGCCAACCUUUAGAAGGAUACCACUUUGCUGGUAAAGUUGAUGAAAAUGAUCGAAUUCUCGGUCCUCGCCGACCUGAAAAAAGAGAAGACUGUGAGGUCAUUCUCCUUUGCGGUCUACCGUUAUCUGGAAAAACUUCAUGGGCUAUGAAACAUGUAGCUGAGAAUCCAGAGAAAAUGUAUAGCGUCUUAGGAACGCACAGUCUUAUUCAGAGAAUGACGGUUGAUGGAGCGCCUUUGAAAGACAAGUUCAAGGGGCGUUGGGAACACGUUGUGGAAAAGUGUUCAAGAGCCGUCAACAAAUUACUAGAAUCAGCUCCAUCUAGAAGGAGAAAUUACAUUUUGGAUCAACAAGCAAAUGUAUAUGGAUCAGCUCAAAAGCGAAAGAUGAGAAACUUUUAUGGAUUUCAUCGAAAGGCAAUAAUUUUACUACCAACCGAUGACGAAUUGAAAGCACGCAUAGCCAAACGUAAGGAGGAGUCUGAUGGCGAGGAGAUUAGAGAAUCAUCUAUGUUGGAAGUUAAAGCAAAUUUGUCUGCCCCAAUGGUCGGCGAGUCAUUCGAAGAAGUUAUAUGGGCCGAACUUGCAGAAGAAGAGGGCAAAAAACUGAUUGAAUCAUAUAUAUCAGAGGGUAAAUCUGCUGGAUACGGACAGAAUCAGCAGUCCAACAAACGAUCUCGCUUCGAUAACGGGAACAAAGACCGCAACAAUCGGGAUAACCGCAGGCCAGGCUUCAACGACAGAAGAAGCGGAGGUCCGUGGAGAGGUGGGCCCGGUGGCGGUUGGCGUGAAGGCAACCGUAUGCGGGGAAGUCCGAUGGGCGGCCGCUAUGGAUCACCGGGCGGCGGUUGGCGAGGUAGGGGCGGACCACCUCCUAGAAUGGGAGACCGCAACGACCGACGUCAAGGGAACGACCGCAACAGACAGUCCGGACGCCCCGGCGGCUGGAACGCUAUGGGUUACCAAGGUGGCGGUGGCUCUAGCGCAUGGGCCAGUCAAGGCUGGGGUGGCCAGUCGGGCGGCUGGGGCGGCCAAUCGGGCGGCUGGGGAAGCGCUCAGCAGGCCUGGGGUGGCAGCGGCGGCAGCUGGAAAGGUUACGGCGGUCAGAACAACUACGGCGGAGGCUCCAGCGGCAAUAGUAGCGCCGCUGGUUACGGCUCGAGUGGUUACGGCAAUGGCGCCAACUGGAGCAACUGGAGUAGCCAGUAUUAUAAUCAGUAUUGGGGUGGCAACCAGCAGGCCUCCGGCACCAACACUGGCGCAACUCAGAGCGUUACCGGUCAGCAGACCCAGUCGGCUCAGCCCGCUGCCUCGCAGACCAGUCAAGCCGCAAGCGGCACUAGCACGACAACUGGUGCAACCGACGGCUACGACUACUCCAAUUGGCAGGAUUAUUCGCAGUCCUACGGCUACGCGGCUGCAGACUCGCAAAAUCAACAGCAGCAGCAGCAGCAACAGCAGCCGCAGCAACAGCAGUAAGGACGCACAAUAAUUGAAGUUUAGCGAUUUAUGAUGCCAUCGAAAUAUUAUUGCCUACCGUACACUGCGACGAGAAGCUGCGAUUAUUUGCUCAAAAUAAACAAAAACAAACGUUCGACGAGCAGCUUUCGUUGAUUGGUACGUCUCUCUUGCAUUUUCCUAAAUUACUUGUGUCACAGGAAAGAGAGAGAGAGCUACGUAAUAUUUGACCGUAGGCAAGUACAUCUAGAUUUUUUACACAUGAAUACGUGCGCGCGCGCACAUACACAUACAUGCACGCACGCGCACACGCACACACAACACAUCAUACACACAUACAAAUGAGUUAUUCCUCGGAAACAAUUUACUUUUACUUCGGUACGAUUUUGAAAAAAUGUCAAAAGGGUAAACGCCUAAUUUUUUCACAUUAUCAUUCUAUGGGCUACCUAAGAGAGAAAAAAUUGCGCCCAUCGGUAAAAAUACUCGAGAAUUUUUUCAACUCGUAACAAAGCUAAAAUUCACAAAGUAAAAUACAUUUUAUUAAAAUUACAUGAAAUUGAUAAAAAAAAUUAAAAAUGAUAGCGUCAAUCUAACUUCAACUCUUCCUAUCCAAAAUUCGACUCUUGCAGAGCUUUCUUAUUGAGAACUCUGUAAAGGUUAAAAAAUAAACAAAGAUAUAGAAUUUGACGUUUUUGGAGCCGCUAAAUUCACAUUAGAAUCCAAAUUCCAUUUUUUUAAUUACCCAUGAAAUUCUAAAAAACCAUAUAAAGCUAAAAUAUAUUUUGGUUUUUAUUGACGUCAGCACUCGUUUGGGCAGAAAAGGGUGUCACCAACAUGUGGAGCGAUAGGUUAAAUUAUUUUCGGGUGGGCCACUCUUCGUAGAACGAUAGAGUCAAAAAAAUUAAGUGCACACAGCGCAAAUCUUCGGUAGUGUCGCUAAUUGAUUAUUUGAAAAGACGAUACCAACUUAUGGCACUUUUCUGGCAGGAUUGCCUCUAUGGUUACAUAUGUUAAGUGCGUGCGUACAUGUGUGGGUGUAUAGGCGCGAUGGUGCUUAUUUAUGGAUUGAGAUGCACCAAACAAUCGACGAGCGAGCCAAUAAGCCAGGAUAAGCAUUUUCCACGGGUUAAAAAUGCAUAUAUAGAUUAUAAUGAUACGACUUGCAUAAAUACUGAUGGUCGGCACGAGUUUUUGAUGACCGGAUCAUGGCAUUCACGCUACAGAGCUUCAUGUAAAUAUGUAAAAAAUAAAUUUAUACCGACCUUCUGAUUUUUUUAAAAGCGCUCUUAUGCUGUACGAGGGUGUUAAUUUCUCUUCUAAUGCAUUAGUAAUCUGCUUUUUAUUUUUCAACUAUACCUUUUAGACAUAAUAAGUAUCCAAAAGUGAGCUUGUUCAACGCUCGAGCUCGACAUUUCAUUCAAAAUAUUAAUAUCUUAAAUUCAAACAACUUUGACUGUCGAUUUUUCUUAUUCAAGACGUAGAAUUUUUUUCUAAUCUUAUUUGUUCUACAUCGUUUGUCUUACUUAUUCGAUAAUUCAAUAUGCAUAAAACAGAUAUAUCUUGUAAUUCCCGACUCAUGAAUAUUGCGUAGAUUUAUUUAAAAAUAAAUAAAUAAAAUCGCCUUUUUUAUUAAGUUAAAAUGUAUCAGUUACCUUUAAUAUGUUGUUUUUAAAUACAAUAAGUAUAAUAAAUAUAA